AUGAAGACAUUAUUAGAAAUUUUAUAUAGAAGUGCUUCUAUUAAAACAUUAAACAUUUGUAUUGAUAAUCUUGACUCUAAAAACGGAAAAAUGCUCAUAGAAGCUCUUUAUAAAAACAAUAUUUCGAAAUAUUUGAGGAUCAAUGAUAAUCAAUUUCGUAUUAAGAUUGAUGAAGAAAGAACAAAUCACGUUAAAUUUGAUUUUACAGAAAAUUGGCCUUCAGUCACAUAUAGCAAUAAUGAUGAAGCUAGAGGGACAUACCUGAUUUUACUAUACCUUAUCGGAUCAUUGCCGACACCAUCAACAUCAACUGAUAUAGUAAUACCAAAAUGCAAUAAAAUUGAAAUCGUAUGUGAAUCUCACGAUCAAGAUUGUCAUCCUAUCCUCAAGAUCAAGGCACAUACAAUAAUUCGUGGACAUGGGGGUCAAAAAAUAAACUACCAAGUUGUUGAAAAAGAACCGAAAACACGAUAUAGAGUUUACACAAAUAGACAUGCAGAUAGUAAUUGGCAAAUACAUAAUUAUGAGUUCUUAUCAAAUCAUCCACUAGUACAAAGCUUGCGACCUGGUGAUCUUGUGGUACUUUGGAUUAGAUCUCUACAUCCAGUGGAAUUUGACGAAAAAUUAGAUACUGCAUCUGAUUUAACAAUAUUCUGCCUCUUUCUGAAACUUUAA
Messenger RNA from Dentiscutata erythropus, 675 nucleotides. NCBI's taxonomy places the organism in Eukaryota, Fungi, Glomeromycota, Glomeromycetes, Diversisporales, Gigasporaceae. The record is from the annotation of a GenBank genome assembly.